Molecule: messenger RNA, 524 nt
Organism: Aricia agestis (brown argus)
Lineage: Eukaryota; Metazoa; Arthropoda; Insecta; Lepidoptera; Lycaenidae
Gene: l(3)neo43
Product: cytochrome c oxidase assembly protein COX16 homolog, mitochondrial
Exons: 2
Coding region: 130-483 (117 amino acids)
Biological process (GO): mitochondrial respiratory chain complex IV assembly
Cellular component (GO): mitochondrial inner membrane
Source: RefSeq, a predicted model, not a curated record
AGAUUUGCUUAGAUUUAACUUAUUAUUGAAUAAUUAUUUCAUCAUUACCAUGUAUUAAAACAAUGAUUAUUAUAUAGCAAUUAGAAUUUCUUACUUUUGUGCCGUAAUUUACGACAUUGAGUAAUACAAAUGUCUACGAAGGAAGGAAAUAUAUUUGACCGUUUAUGCAACUUUAAGAACACAUGGAACAAAUUAAUGAAAAAUAAAGCUUUUAAAUUCGGCUUACCAUUCGUAACUUUCGUAAUAGGAGGAUCCUUUGGUCUUAAGGAAUGGACAACAAUAAGGUAUCAAUUUGCUAAAGUCAAAGGUGUAAGUAAAGAGGAAGCAGAAAAAAUGGGUCUACACAAAGAGAGAGAUGUUACGCUAGAAAGCACAUACGAAGAAAUCCAAAAGUUAGAUAUAGAUAACUGGGAAAAUAAGAGGGGUCCAAGGCCCUGGGAGGAAAGUGGCCAACAAGCACAAAGUGGUCACAAAAAAAGAUAAAAAAUUUAUAGUUUUCCUUAGUUUUCUUGUAAAUAUUUAUG